GCACCUGUAGAGACAUCUUCAGAGGAGCAGACAGCCUCUUGUGAAGAUUCAAAUGCUGCUGUUAACAUGGAAAUUUCAGAAUCUGUUGUGGAAAAUGGAGAGACAGAAAUGUCCCCAGAAGAGUCAUGGGACCACAAAGAAGAAACAAGUGAAGCAGAGCUAGGAGGUGGUCCAGCAGUGGAUGCAGGACCUUCUGAAGAAAGCACUCAGGAAAUGAUGGAAGAGGAGGAGGAAAUACCAAAACCGAAAUCUGUUGUAGCACCACCAGGUGCUCCUAAGAAAGAGCAUGUAAAUGUAGUAUUCAUUGGGCAUGUAGAUGCUGGCAAGUCAACUAUUGGAGGGCAAAUAAUGUAUUUGACAGGAAUGGUUGACAAAAGAACACUUGAAAAAUAUGAAAGAGAAGCUAAAGAAAAAAACAGAGAAACAUGGUACCUUUCAUGGGCCUUAGACACAAACCAAGAAGAACGAGAUAAAGGUAAAACAGUAGAAGUGGGUCGUGCCUAUUUUGAAACUGAGAAGAAACACUUCACUAUACUAGAUGCUCCUGGACAUAAGAGUUUUGUUCCAAAUAUGAUUGGUGGGGCUUCUCAAGCUGAUCUUGCUGUGCUGGUUAUUUCUGCAAGAAAAGGAGAAUUUGAAACUGGAUUUGAGAAAGGUGGACAAACAAGAGAACAUGCCAUGUUAGCAAAGACAGCAGGUGUAAAACAUUUAAUAGUUCUUAUUAAUAAAAUGGAUGAUCCAACUGUAAACUGGAGUAAUGAAAGAUAUGAGGAAUGUAAAGAGAAGCUGGUGCCAUUUUUGAAGAAAGUUGGCUUCAAUCCCAAAAAGGAUAUUCAUUUCAUGCCCUGCUCAGGACUGACUGGAGCAAACCUUAAAGAGCAGUCAGAAUUCUGUCCUUGGUAUAUUGGAUUACCAUUUAUUCCAUACUUGGAUAAUUUGCCAAACUUCAACCGUUCAGUUGAUGGACCAAUCAGGCUGCCAAUUGUGGAUAAAUAUAAGGAUAUGGGCACUGUGGUCCUUGGGAAGCUGGAGUCAGGCUCUAUUUGCAAAGGACAACAGCUUGUGAUGAUGCCAAACAAGCACAAUGUGGAAGUUCUUGGAAUCCUUUCUGAUGACGUAGAAACUGAUUCAGUAGCCCCAGGUGAAAAUCUAAAAAUCAGACUGAAGGGAAUUGAAGAGGAAGAGAUCCUUCCAGGAUUUAUUCUCUGUGAUCCCAACAACCUGUGUCAUUCCGGACGCACGUUUGAUGCCCAGAUAGUGAUAAUUGAGCACAAAUCCAUUAUCUGCCCAGGUUAUAAUGCUGUGCUGCACAUCCACACCUGUAUUGAAGAAGUUGAGAUAACAGCCUUAAUCUGCUUGGUAGACAAAAAGACAGGAGAAAAAAGUAAGACACGGCCCCGUUUUGUGAAACAAGAUCAAGUAUGCAUCGCCCGUUUAAGGACAGCAGGAACUAUCUGCCUUGAGACAUUCAAAGAUUUCCCUCAGAUGGGUCGCUUUACCUUAAGAGAUGAGGGUAAGACCAUUGCAAUUGGAAAAGUUCUGAAACUGGUUCCAGAGAAGGACUAAGCAUUUUUCUCAAUGACCCCCGCACAAUACUGUGAGGAAAAUCGACUCUGCAAAAGCCUACUUCACACCGCCUUCUUAUUUUCUGCCCAUUGAUAAACUUCUCCCCAUAUUUUGCAAAGACAAAUUUCACAGCAAAGGUCCACAUUAUGUCAGCUUUCUCAUAUUGAGAGCUCUGCUAUGCCACUGUUGAAUUUUCCCAAAAAGAAUUUUUUUUUCUCCCAAAUUCUGCUUCCUUGGAAAGAUUCGGCAAUAGCUUUGUAAGUGAUGUGGACAUAAUUGCCUAUAAUUAUGAAAAUCUAAAGGAUUUUUAAUGUUUAAUUUCCCCCAGCAUAUAUAUUAAGACCUCUUUUUUCCAGGCAGAUCAUUCAGAGUGUGCGAGUGUGUGUGCACAUGUUACAAAGAUGACUACCAUGUUAAUAAACUAUUCAAUUUGAAAUCU
This is a messenger RNA of Apaloderma vittatum (bar-tailed trogon), 2005 nucleotides long. RefSeq names its product eukaryotic peptide chain release factor GTP-binding subunit ERF3A. Gene Ontology annotation, biological process: translation. Gene Ontology annotation, cellular component: translation release factor complex. The transcript is spliced from 14 exons. Gene Ontology annotation, molecular function: translation release factor activity; GTP binding; GTPase activity. The coding region runs from base 67 to 1566 and encodes 499 amino acids. The record is from RefSeq and is a predicted model, not a curated record. Lineage: Eukaryota; Metazoa; Chordata; Aves; Trogoniformes; Trogonidae.